Apodemus sylvaticus (European woodmouse) is the source of this 4818-nucleotide messenger RNA. Its product is annotated as GTPase NRas-like. Gene Ontology annotation, cellular component: plasma membrane. The record is from RefSeq and is a predicted model, not a curated record. NCBI's taxonomy places the organism in Eukaryota, Metazoa, Chordata, Mammalia, Rodentia, Muridae. The transcript has a single exon. Gene Ontology annotation, molecular function: GTPase activity; GDP binding; GTP binding. Gene Ontology annotation, biological process: Ras protein signal transduction.
UUUUUCUUAAGCCAUUCCAGAAUGCUAAUAUUUUACACAUCACACAAUUUACAUGCUGAAAUAUUACUCAACAACUUAUCAAUGUAUUGUCUUCUGUCACGGACCAACCCAGCCGGGUAUAGGGGUCUCUGGGGUGAGUUUUCUUGAAGUGGGUAAGGAUUUGGUGGUGACAAACAAAAACACAGAGGCAGUUUGAAUCUGAGUGAGAUUUGUAGUUCUCAAGCAAGGGAUUUUAUACAUUAAACCAAACAUGACACAACUCUUAGAAACCAUAUCUACUAAAACAAUUGUGAUUACCAACAAGAAUCACUUGGCACAGUAAAGCACAGAAUCAUCUAAGCAUUAUAACUCUGAAACUAUGUAUUCAGAACAGAACAGGUAACGUCAUCAUCAAAAAUAUAACUAUUUUCUUUGAGUUUGUUUAUGUAGUGGAUAGCACUGAUGGAUUUCCUUAUAUUGAACCAUCCCUGCAUCCCUGGGAUGAAGCCUACUUGAUCAUGGUGGAUGAUCGUUUUGAUGUGUUCUUGGAUUCGGUUGGCAAGAAUUUUAUUAAGUAUUUUUGCAUCAAUAUUCAUAAGGGAAAUUGGCCUGAAGUUCUCUUUCUUUGUUGGAUCUUAGUGUGGUUUUGGUAUCAGCAUCACUGUGGCUUCAUAGAACUUGUUGGGUAGAGUUCCUUCUGUUUUUAUUUUGUGGAAUAGUUUGAAGAGUAUUGGUGUUAGGUCUUCUAUGAAGGUCUGAUAGAAUUCUGCACUGAGGCCAUCUGGUCCCGUGCUUUAUUAAUUAGCCCAGAAGCUCUGAAUACCCAAGGCACAAAUUGCAUAACAAAUGACUCCCAGUAAGAAGUAUGGAGAGGGUCCUGAUCCUGGAAAGGACUGAUCUAGCAUUGGAGAGGACUAUAAGGACAGAGAAAAAGGAGGGAGGUGAUUGGAGAAUGGACGGAGAGAAGAAGGUUUAUGGGACGUAUGGGGAGGGGGGAUCUGGGAAAGGGGAAAUCAUUUGGAAUGUAAACAAAGAAUAUAGAAAGUAAAAAUAUUUUUAAAAAAAAAGAAGAAAAAAGAAAAAGCCUUUAAAAAAUAAAAAAUAACUAUUUUAAAAUAUAUAUAUUCAAUAGGGCGAUCAUCUGAGGCUAGUGGCGUAUUCCCAAGAACAGGUUAAUACAUUUUUAUGGUCAUUGCUUUUAACUACUGAACUAAUUUUGUAGCCCGUAUGAUUAAUUACUGCUUAACUUGUAUUAUCUGAUUUUUUUUAUAAAUCUUUAAAGCAUAAAUUUAAAUUAUUUUAAUUUUUUUUAAUUAAGGCUUCUUUACCAUAUAUCAAAACCCACUUCUAAUGACACACAUAUAGCCAUAUGAAAUUUUAUUGUUGGGAAGGUUUUUAUCUAUCAUAAUAAUUUUGUAAAUGAUUUUAAAAGUAAAGACUUGGUUUCGCUGGAGUCGAGGUCAUUUUAGUGAUGUUUCUCAAGGGGUGGUUUCACAUCCAUUAUUCUUGCUUAAGAUCAUUGUCUGGGCUACUAGGAACCUAUAGGUAAAGAAAGGAAUGGAAGUAAACAAACCAGAAAAUUUGCCAUGAGAACUACGGUUCAAUUGUUUUCCCUGGCUGAGAGUUCCUCAACCAGUUUCAGGAUACCUCCUUUCGAAGUCUAAUGCCUUAGUCUGUAGAACUUGUCACACAGAUUCUACUAGGGUUGUUGUGACAGUCUUCAUCUUAAAUUCCAUGUGUGAAUUCAUUCAUAUAAAUAUCAUGAACCUAUGAUAUAGUUUAUCAAUAGUAGAUAAACAUGCUCACACAUAGUUUAGAAAUAAUAAACAUCCUGGAAAAACAUUUGUAAGUACUGAUAAAAGACAAAAGUCUUAACUUCGAGAGAAAGCAUUAAAAUAGAAUAUUUAUACAAAUUUCCCGAAGGCUCAGAGAAUUAGGAUCUUAGAAAUUGUAACUGAGGCCAGAAGUGCCCUUCCCGGGUUGAGGCAGUUGAUGGCGAUUUGAGGGUCUCCAACAGCUUCUCAGGUUGAACUCCAAAAUCCUCCUGUGGCACUGUCUGUGGAGUUUGAGGGGUUUGCUGGUGUGAAAUGACUGAGUACAAACUGGUGGUAGUUGGAGCAGGUGGUGUUGGGAAAAGUGCUCUGAUUAUCCAGCUAAACCAGAACCAUUCUGUGAAUCAAUAUGAUCCCACCAUAGAGGACUCUUAGUGAAAACAAGUGGUGAUUGACAGUGAGAUCAUCUGUAUGCUGGACACAGCUGGAAAAGAGGCCUACAGCAACAUAAGCUACCAAUGCAUGAGGACAGGCAAAGGGUUCCUCUGUGUACUUACCACCAAUAAUAGCAAAUCAUUUGCAGAUAUUAACCUCUACAGAGAUCAAAUUAAGUGCAUUAAAAACUCUGAUGAUGUCCCCAUGGUGCUGGUAGAGAACAGGUGUGACUUGCCAAAAAGGACAAUUGACACAAAGCAAGCCCACAAGCUGGCCAAAAGUUAUGGAAUUCCAUUCAUUGAAACCUCAGCCAAGAUCCAAUAGGGUGUGGAAGAUGCCUUUUAUCCGCUUAUAAAGGAGAUACGCCAGAAUAAAAGGGUCUGAAAAUGUAACAACAUCUCGGCCUCACCCACAGCUCACAGGUGUCUCCAGUCCUGGGAGAGAAACACAUUAAAUUUCAUCCUUAUAGUGCUAACAGGAGGCAUCAGGCAAAAGUCUAUAAGCAGGAGUAAUAAGCAGGGAGCAAAUAUGGAUGAACUGUUUUCUAUUAUGUUACUGACUCGUUCAAGUUUUGAAACCAUGACCUAGUCCAUUAGCACCAUGGUUUAUUCAACUGAGAUAAUUAUUCAAGCCCCUAUAGGAUGCUCAAACUGCUCUAGACUGAGAGAAGAGGGGUGAUGAGAAGGGAACUGAAGGCCCCUCCCUGUUAAUUGUUAACCUGCCUGUUAAUUGUUAAUAACUAUAUUUAAUGUUUGAAAAAUCAUUCAUCUCAGCUAUAAAGUAAUAACAUGUGAAUUUUUACAGUAUCUGACUACUAAUAAAUGGAGGACUUCCUGGUAUGAAGCAAUUUAUUAUAAUGGAAGCUCAUUGAUGAUUAAAUUAUCAGUAAGCUAGAAGAAAUUACAAAUAUUGAUAGGUGGUGCCUACCAAAUAAAGAUUAGCUAGAGUUAAAUUAAAUUACUCAUAAUUGUUUCAUUUCUAUCUUUCUCCUUGUAGAAUCCCAAACAGGGAAACUAUCUUCAUGAACAUACACAAAGCAUCUGCCAUCCGUAGAUACACCUUUCCAUCAAAGACUGAUGGCUCACAGCCACUUUCCUAUACAUUAGUUCUUGAAACAUCUGUUCCAAUUACAAACUGUAAUAGAAUCCUACAGAGCACUUCUAGGAACAAGGCACUUUGAUGUGAAUGUUGGAUUCAAUAGCAAGCACCUGAAAGUAUUCAUGUGCACAUUUAUGAAUACAGAGCAGAUACCAGUUUAUAGAACAUAGCUAAUCACACUACAAAUCAAUCAGAAACAUUAGUUAUAUUCUUGGAAAGAGAGUAAUUUAUGAUAUUUUCCCCUAACUAACAAGGCUAAGUUCAACAGUUGGGGGCAGGGGGAAGCCACCAGCAGUUGUUACCUUAGAGCUUAAGAAACUGUUGUCAACAGAAUUGCAUGUCUACAGUUUGGUUCUCUGCAUCAAUGUAAACUGCUUUUCAGAGGACAAAGCCAGCUCACAGGUGUGUUUGUUUCUAGGGGAAACCCAGGGUAGAGAACCACUGGGGAGAAACAGGUCCAUUUUUCUGGUCAGACAGCUAAACAAGGAGGUAGUUAUUGUGAGAGGUCUCAGGUUAGAUGGCUGUGCUCAGUCACCAAGUCAGGGAAGCAGGAGCUUCACUGAGAUGCAGAGAGCAGCGGGAAUACAUCUCCUCCAGGGAUGUCAGAACCAGGUCAUCAGUGCAGCUUGAAAGUGUCUCUUUUCUGAUGACAGAAUGCUCAAAGGGUCUUACUAUAUCACUAUACAGGGCAGUCCAUAAAAUCUUGACUGCCAUUGUCACUGCUAUUGAGCUUUUUCAUUCUGGCUACAUGUAAACUGAAGCCACGGUCCAUAUCUCCAUUUUUCCCCUCGAUAGAUUAGUGGUAAGUAUUUAAAACAUGUCUAUAAGGUAGUGUGCCAACUAACCAACGCUGAUGUGUUUGUUCAAAUAAAGAGGUAUCCUUUUCUACUUGAGAAAGAAUGUAAAAUGUCAUUAGUUGUUGUCAUGUACAGGCUUGGAAUUUGUGGCAAUACCCUGAUAUUUCAUUAGUGGGUUUUGUUUGUCAUGUGAUACUUAAGAUAUAACUCAGCUCAGUAAUUCUAAUGAAAACAUAAGUUGAAAACCUUGAUUUACAAAAGAAGUGUAACAUGUUAUAUUGAGCACAUCCAUACAUGAUAUAAUUUCCCCCUUGCAUAAAAUAUUAAAUAAAAUGGUAUAACUUGUGCGAGAAUACAGAGUGAUAACCUUAAGUUGUUUUCAGUAUUUGUGUUUGUGGUAACAUGACAUGUUUAGUAGAAUCUUUAGUACACCAGGGCCCUGCUUUAAAUUGAUUAUGUCUAAUUUCUCCAAUUUCAAUUGGAGUGUCAGGGAUGUUGAAAGCUCACCUACCAGGCAAGUGAAAGUUAGGUGUCUGGAAUAGACCUUUACAAUCUGGAAACUGCAACCAAGUGGGAAGUUUCUGGAGAGUCCAGUUACACAAGUUCAUUGGAUCUAGGACCCACCACGUGAUGACUUAUUAUUGUAAUAAUGAGAUAAUUAUUUCACAUGUACAGAGAUUUCAUGUGCUAUGGUAAAAUUUCAAAUUGUAGACAAUAAAAACAAAACUCAGCUUCUA